AUGACUUCUAAAUCAACCGUCUCGCUUUUCCCUUGGGAUGCCAAAUGUGCAACCCAUCGAGCAUGGCUCUACAAGCAACGAGUUGAAUGUAACUGGGAUCAUGAAAAAGUGGAAAAAGAAUGGCGCGAAGAACAGAUCAAAGGCACGAAAUGCAUGUACUGGAUUGUUCGCCACUCCGAUGACUCGGCUAUAAAUCCUGGUAAUGACGAGAGUGAACUGCUAUAUGAUACGGCUGAUUCCGUGAAUGGAAGAUCACGAGUAGCAUCACAGGAAGCCUUUGUGCCCAUUGGCCACAUUUCCCUGGAUUCGAAGAACAAGGAUGCCGAUAGAGUUGGUCUUGAUAUCCCAUCUAGAGGAGUUUUCUGGAUCAAAAGCUUUUUCAUUUUGCAGACCAUUCAAGGCCAGGGAAUUGGUCGGGCAGCUAUGGAUGCCGUUGAGGACAUGGCGACUCGAGAGCCACUUUGUGCACAGACCCUCAUGCUGGACACGGUCACGAGUAAGCACCAGCAGCGAGAAGACUUUGCAAUCUCGACUUACGGAGCUGUUCCGAAGAUCACAAACCAAGAUUGGUAUGGUCGUCGGGGAUAUAUACCUAUCAAGACUGUGCCGAACUACUACGAUGUGUGGGAUGCGAACGGAGACAGAUGGGAUAUCGAGAUCGUAUUCAUGCGAAAGGAUAUUCAAUGA
Molecule: messenger RNA, 687 nt
Organism: Penicillium pulvis
Lineage: Eukaryota; Fungi; Ascomycota; Eurotiomycetes; Eurotiales; Aspergillaceae
Exons: 3
Coding region: 1-687 (228 amino acids)
Molecular function (GO): acyltransferase activity, transferring groups other than amino-acyl groups
Source: RefSeq, a predicted model, not a curated record